Messenger RNA from Necator americanus (New World hookworm), 861 nucleotides. RefSeq lists its product as uncharacterized. The transcript has a single exon. The record is from RefSeq and is a predicted model, not a curated record. NCBI's taxonomy places the organism in Eukaryota, Metazoa, Nematoda, Chromadorea, Rhabditida, Ancylostomatidae. The coding region runs from base 1 to 861 and encodes 286 amino acids.
AUGCGUGCCAGAAUUCGCAUGAGGCACCAGGGCUCACCAAAACAGUUGACGAGAGUGGGAUUCGAACCCACGCCCCCGAAGGGACUGGUGCCUAAAACCAGCGCCUUAGACCGCUCGGCCAUCUCGCCAUACAUACUCGUCGAAGGCAGCAGUUCAAAUGGAAUUCCCAGAUUUUCCACAGUUCCACAUCCGUGGCAGAAUUCGCAUGAGGCACCAGGGCUCACCAAAACAGUUGACGAGAGUGGGAUUCGAACCCACGCCCCCGAAGGGACUGGUGCCUUAAACCAGCGCCUUGGACCGCUCGGCCAUCUCGCCACAUCAAGAGCGGCCAUCUGCAAUACCGUCGAAGGCAGCAGUUCAAAUGGAAUUCCCAGAUUUUCCACAGUUCCACAUGCGUGCCAGAAUUCGCAUGAGGCACCAGGGCUCACCAAAACAGUUGACGAGAGUGGGAUUCGAACCCACGCCCCCGAAGGGACUGGUGCCUUAAACCAGCGCCUUGGACCGCUCGGCCAUCUCGCCACAUCUCAAUUCCGGAAGGCAGCAGUUCAAAUGGAAUUCCCAGAUUUUCCACAGUUCCACAUGCGUGCCAGAAUUCGCAUGAGGCACCAGGGCUCACCAAAACAGUUGACGAGAGUGGGAUUCGAACCCACGCCCCCGAAGGGACUGGUGCCUAAAACCAGCGCCUUAGACCGCUCGGCCAUCUCGCCAUACAUACUCGUCGAAGGCAGCAGUUCAAAUGGAAUUCCCAGAUUUUCCACAGUUCCACAUGCGUGCCAGAAUUCGCAUGAGGCACCAGGGCUCACCAAAACAGUUGACGAGAGUGGGAUUCGAACCCACGCCCCCGAAGGGACUGGUGCCUAA